AACUGGAAAAGAGUGUUGGGCAAUUAUGUUUUUCGGCAGGCAGAAUUGAUGUCUUCAUAUUUUAUAAAAUAUAUUCGACCUAAAAAUGAAUUGUUGCAUUUGCCAGUUUUCUGUGCGCAACCCGAAAAACAUACACGAGGAAACGAUUGGAAAGCCGCCCAUAUUAAUCAGUGAUUUGGUUCUGCAAUGUACAAAGGGCACAAACUAUGUGCUCGGCGAGGUGGGAUCGACAAUAUGCAAAAAAUGCUGCGAGAAAUUGUCGCGCUAUCACAAAUCCUUACAAAUUGCACGAAAACUGCGCCAGGAAAUACUGGAAUUAAUACGAAGUCCAUUUAUAAUUAAGGACUUCAAGUCACGAAGUGAACUCAAGGUCGAGGCCGCCGAAAAAUUUGAUGGUAGUAGCAUCAGCGUCGAAAUGGUCGAGACUGUGGAUGCAGCUGAUUUAGAUGAUGGAUCAGACGCGACGCCAGUCAAAGGAACAAUUGUGGACACAGCAUUAGUGGUGGAGGAAGAACACGUCCUAAUAGAAAAGACUUCCGAUUGCGAUGAAGAGGAAUUUCAAGCAGUUGACCUAGAGUUAGAUAUUGAAAAUGAAAUAAUUAUAAAUGAAGAGGUUCCUGAUGCGGAUCUGGAUGAUGAAGUCAAGCAAACAACCGACGAGCUGGAUAUGUUCACUGAGGACAAGGAUAUGUUAAGUGAGUUUGAAGAUGAUCAAAUGGAUGGCACAAUCGAAUACCUAAUAUCAGAUGCUGAUGACCAGGACAGCUCUAACGACUAUACAGUUAACAUACAAUGUCCGAGCUGUCCGGAGCAGUUCAGCAGUCGCCGUUCAUAUAAUGCGCACACAAAACGUGAGCAUUUCCCUGGCUAUGUGUGUGAUCAGUGCGGCAAAACCUUGCAAUCCUACUCUGGCUUCAUUGGCCACCUACAGAAUCAUGAGCCGGUCAAACAGUUCGAGUGCCCCCAUUGUGGCGAGCGCUUCAGCCGCAAGUUUCGACUGAAACACCAUAUGGCAUGGCACACGGGGGAAACGCCUUAUCAGUGUGAAGUGUGCUCGAAACGGUUUGUUCAUAAGGUUGCGCUCUACAAGCACAAAAUGAUACACGACAAUGAAUCUAAGCGCCUGGAGUGUCAGGUUUGUGGCUUUAAGACGCGCACGAAAGCCCAUCUUGAGCGGCACACACGGUCCCACACAGGCGCCAAGCCAUUCGCCUGUCCAGUAUGCAACAAACGAUUCUCCCAAAUGUACAACAUGAAGGCGCAUCUCCGGGAGCACGAGAAUCCUGGCAGCAAUCGGCAUCGGCGCUUUCACUGCCCCAAAUGCACACAUACGUUCAUUAACGAACAGAAUUACUUAAGUCAUUGCCAGCGGGACGAUUGCACGCCUGUCUAGCAUAUCGCCAGUUCGUCAAUUAAGCUUAACUAAGAUUGUACAUAUAUUUUGUAUGGGCUAGGAAAUGACAGUCUUCACAUUAUUAAUAAUUGAAUAAAAAUUCGGUUUUAAAUGUCAA
Drosophila virilis is the source of this 1511-nucleotide messenger RNA. It is a transcript of the gene ZIPIC, whose product is annotated as Zinc-finger protein interacting with CP190. Gene Ontology annotation, molecular function: DNA-binding transcription factor activity, RNA polymerase II-specific; RNA polymerase II transcription regulatory region sequence-specific DNA binding. The record is from RefSeq and is a predicted model, not a curated record. Gene Ontology annotation, biological process: regulation of transcription by RNA polymerase II. Lineage: Eukaryota; Metazoa; Arthropoda; Insecta; Diptera; Drosophilidae. Gene Ontology annotation, cellular component: nucleus.